GCAAGAGACUAUUUUUGCAUGGGCACAGGUCGAAGAAUCUUUGCCGAUGGGGUCAUACACGAACACGGCAUCAUGGCCCAACGGCUGCUUGAUGUAAUGGACGCUACUCUAAUGCGGAAUAUCUACGGAUUGCAUUAUCCAGGUUGCUCGGUGGAUGAGAUAAAGCACCCUCGACCUAAUCCCCUUGCUCCGUUGCAAUAUGCGGCUACGUACUGGGUAAAUCAUUUGAUUACUUUCUGUCGACAAAACAGAACCCAGCACUGCCAUAUCGGGCUUAGCGAUGGGGGGAGAAUAGACACUUUCGUAAAGAAGCACAUCCUCCAUUGGCUGGAAGCCCUGAGUCUGAUGGGAUAUAUGAGUAAGGCCGUUGUGGUGAUCAGAGAAUUGAAAGACUUCCUAGAAGCAUGUACCCCAGACCAAAUUAAUGCCAUCAUUUUCCUAAUCACGCCCAGGAAUUUCCCGCAAACAAUACCGAGAUGCUAGCCUUGAUAUGCGACAUAUAUCAGUUCAUCCUCUACAACAAGGCUUGCAUUGAGGACGCACCUUUGCAGGUGUACUACUCAGCUCUAAUCUUCAGUCCGCAGGCAAGUAUAAUAAGACGGUUAUUCAAAGCCGAGAUUCCAAAAUGGCUGAA
Messenger RNA from Aspergillus glaucus CBS 516.65, 634 nucleotides. RefSeq lists its product as uncharacterized. The coding region runs from base 73 to 483 and encodes 136 amino acids. The record is from RefSeq and is a predicted model, not a curated record. The transcript has a single exon. Lineage: Eukaryota; Fungi; Ascomycota; Eurotiomycetes; Eurotiales; Aspergillaceae.